This is a messenger RNA of Echinostoma caproni, 2580 nucleotides long. NCBI's taxonomy places the organism in Eukaryota, Metazoa, Platyhelminthes, Trematoda, Plagiorchiida, Echinostomatidae. The record is from the annotation of a GenBank genome assembly.
AUGUUUGGUUACCCUCCAGUGCAACGGCAAGAAUUAAACAGACGUCUCGGUCUCGAUGACGAUAAUGUGGUAAAUUCGGUCCUGGCCACGCAUGCGAAUGUUUCAUUAAAUCACUGGAUCGGUUCGGACGAUUUGGAAGAUCAAACGCCGUCCAGAAGUGGACCGAUCUGUCAGCUGGACGUCGCGACUUGUGUUCAAACGGCCUACACCUCGAGAAACGCGAAGGUUGGUAAAAGGUCGGCUCCUCCUAGUCCGGGUCAAUCUGGCGCCGAUCAGCCCCGUGUCAAGCAGCCACGUGCAGAAGUGGCAGCGCCAUCCGAUGAGGACUCUUUGGACGCAUGCCCAUCCUGGCCCCUGGAUCGCAUCUGUACCAAUCUAUUGGGUGAUUUGUGGGCUUUGCGUUGGGAGACACGUCACGGUGCUGCCUCUGGGUUGCGUGAACUCCUGUCCGAGCCUAGGCACACUUGGCAGGCGGGCAAAUGUGCUGGGAUGUCAGAAAAAGAGAUGAUUCAAAGUAACUCGCGUUAUUUGGAAGAUAUUCUAGUACGCGUAUUAUGCACCCUGGCUUUGGAUCAAUUGUCCGAUUUUGUAUCCGACGAGGUUGUCGCCCCCGUUCGUGAGACUGCCGCCCAGUUGCUCGGGGUGCUGAGUCGUCAUUUGUCAGAGGAACGUGUCUUAUUAGAUCUACGAUUUGUGCUGUUACCUCUGGUUACUCCCUGUCUUGUGGCACAACUCGAAGGUCACAGUGCUUCGUCUUCCAUCGAACCACACAGUUUAGGCGAGAGCAGGAAUUCCACGCACUCGGUGGCAGAUGAGGAUAUUCGGGCCGCGGCUGCCUCCGCUCUCAUUCCCGUAGUCGAUGCGGACUGGCUAUCCACUUUGGGCUGUCCGCGUGUACGUCAGCUGAUCGAUAACAUAUGGCAUUUGCUACGUGAUUCAACCACGGAUUUGUCACCUUCCACAGGACCGCUGCUACAACUGAUCUGUGCUUUGACCAAGGCUCACACCGAGAUUACUCUGCGCAGGAAACCGGAUACAAUGAAAGAAGAAGAGCAGAGUCACGAUAGUUUUUGUAUUGAAGAAAUUGUUUAUGCAUGUGCUUACUUACUCACUUAUGGUGAACCGCGAUACGAAACGUCACGCGCCCAAUUUCCGUUCGGUUUGCUCGUUCAGAAAGAAGCUUUGCGUGCUCUCCGGCAAAUUCAACUCCCAGCCGAACUACUACAAUUGGUGAUCGAUCAGUUGUUUCAUCGCAUUCUCCUCGAAACAUCCACUUCGGUUAGAAGUUUGGCUACCAAGAUUUGUAUCGACGUGAUCGAAUCCGCGGAACUCGUUCAGUGCACCCGGGCAUGUGUGGAUCGAUUGGAUUUCUGGUUGUGUCAGGCCAUGCAGCCCGUGGGUGUACCAUUUCCACCGCAUUUGUUUACCGCUCUCGUGCCAGCUCAUCCCACUAUCCCGGUGGAGCAGCCCAAAUCGACGGCAUCUCCGGACGGGGUUGAUUCUGUGAAUCCGAGCGAAGCAGUUCCGGAUGCCCAGAGUGUUCCCAACGGUGCUCCACCCGAUCCUGCACUCCACGUGCACGAACACGGCUACUGUAUUGGUGGCUCACAUUCCGUGUCCAGCAAUGGUCCUACACAACAAGAGGCUUUCGUGUGGGAAACACGUAUUCACGCAGUUCGUGUUUUGGCUCGUCUUUUCGCCCGAGUCUGUCAGUGUACGCAAAUUGGAAUGCCCAGCGGGAAAGUCACGAUUUCGGACAAGCCUGUGGACUCGGGUCCGGUGUCGUCCGCGGUAUAUCUGCUCCCGUUCUUUCUGGACCAGCUCAUGUGCUGUUUACACCUCCACGAGCGACUAGCAAUGCAACGAUUUAUUGGCGGUCUAGUUCUGUCAUCUUGGGCUCUGCUACCCAGCAACUCUAAGAUCGACAGCACCUGGGCCUCUGUCCUAGCGGACACGUCACCGAAUGUAUCCGAUUCUCAAAGUGUGGUCAGUUUGCCUGCAAAGCUCCGGGCCCGUUUGGAAUCAUGUUUGACUGAAGUGAUCUAUUACGAAGAGAUUUUGGGUGUGUUCAAAUUGAUGCAAGAAGACUGUCGUGAAUUGAUUUGUACGCUCCAAUCGUUGGGCAUCGGCGAGGAUCCAAUUUUCACAUUCAGAGGUGUGCGUACCAUUGCACAGUGCCUGACAAUGCUAGAUAAAGCGUCUAAACAACUGGACGACCUAGCCCCGGACACCACUGGAGCUGCUGAUCCCGAGGCGUAUCGUACCGCAGUCUACAAGCUAGAUCGGGCCCGUUCCACGGUUGAACGAUGCUUAGCACUACAACUGCAUUGGGGUAGUUGGGUGGAGUUCGCCAUUGCUUCCGCCUUGACCAAUCUGAACUGGCUUCUACCCGGUCGGCUGAGUUUACUCAUUCGACCGUUUAUGGAUACCAUCCGGUGCAUAUGUCCCACUCCGACCACGGGCGAAUUGCAGUCUAGCAAGAAUGUGGAACUGAUGCUCACUGUCCAGAUGCCACCGACUGGUUCGAUUCUAGCCCUGCAACGUCUCGCCACCGCAUGUUUGGCCCGAUUACUCCAACUG